This is a messenger RNA of Harmonia axyridis, 1554 nucleotides long. RefSeq lists its product as uncharacterized. The record is from RefSeq and is a predicted model, not a curated record. The coding region runs from base 270 to 1061 and encodes 263 amino acids. The transcript is spliced from 4 exons. NCBI's taxonomy places the organism in Eukaryota, Metazoa, Arthropoda, Insecta, Coleoptera, Coccinellidae.
AUGGGUAAUAAGUUUCAAGCGGGGAUUUAUUUGCUUCCAAUUUGGUUGGACCUACUGAAGACGUAAACCGGCACUCAAUUAUGAAAGUCACGUGAACUUUCUACACGUUCAGUGUUAAUUAUAUUUGAGCUAUAUCCUGAAUUUUUGUAUAUCUCCAAUUGGAAAUGCUCAGUUAAAACUCGGAACUCUUCGGCGAUGAGUCGGCCAUAGCGAAGUUUUAACGUUUCGCGAACUAAUUGAGUGAGUUCUUAAUUAGUGUAAUUUCCGAAAUGAAACGGUCCUUCUUCGUGUUUCUAUUUUGGCUGUUUUCAGUUAACUUUGUGGAGGGAUUCCCAAAGUUUGGCGCUCGACAUCAGGACCCAGAUAAGAAGACCGGGAAUCAAUCAGCUUGGCAAACGACAGGAAUGGCGGAACUGUAUGAAAUGAACAUAUUCUACGACCCCAAGAGCCACUCUACGUUCCGAGUAACUUCAAUCGAGAAUAGCCUGAUAAAUCCGAUGGAAUUGAGUGACCAAUCACUCACCAAAUCCGGGAAAAUUCUUCGAAGAAUUGGAUACCGAGCCAACGGUUGUAGUUGUCAAGAGCUGACAUGCGGCUGCUGUCUUGGGAUUAACAUGGAUCAAUUCAAUUUCAAUAGGGAAGGAUGCAUGAACUUUACCUACUUACCAGAAGAUUUCGCCAUCCAUAUGAACAUGAUCAUGAACAACGAAUCAAUAUAUCAAAACUCAAUAUCAGCUAAGAAUCCACCACCAUUGUGUCUACCACUAGCCAUACCAGGAGUGCCAAUUUCCAUACCAAUUGAUUUUUGUGCCAGAGUCUAUGAUAUCUACACACAAGAUCAGAAUAUGCACAUGUGCUUCGACUUAGAGGCCCGUUUUUCUCAAGCGGACAUUUUGGUUCUUCAUUUCGACUGUAUGGUGAUUGGAGGCCAAGGAAUAGUGUCUUUAAGACCAGGAGAUCCAAUUCCCUCCACGACUACAAUGGGAGCUGUCUCAUCGACUACAAUGGGAGCUGUGGACGCUGACUAUGAUACCAUAUACGAGAAGAAAAUAGAAGUUUAAUUUGAUUAUUUAGUUGAAUUAAUAUUGCGCUGAUCUUCAUGGUACGCUCAUCCCUAGAAAUUCGAUGCAACCACUUGAUAGUAGACUUUUUUCCCUUCAUUGUUCCUGCGCAUCUUACUGCAGUUUUGAAAUAUUCAUUUCAAAAUUUAGUAAAAUUCUGAACCAUUUUUCAGACUUUUGACUGCAUUGUGUGAGGAAUAUCAAAUUUAGACAGGGAUGCUCUCUAUCAUAGCUAUGUACACUUCGAGUGGCAACUGAAGAUCUCUAUGUGUUUAAAUCGUUAACUUAUUUAUUAUUUAUUUAUUUUCUUUAUUUUAUUCUUCAGUGUAACUUUUUUGUAGUCCGAGGAGAAGACAGACAAACGGGUUGAGUGUAGUAUUUGCUUAUGUGAUAUGUAUACUUUUCCAGUGAAAAUAGUCGGUCAUUAUUAUUAUUUCUUUUAUUCGUUGUUGUUAGUGCUUUUUUUUCACUCAAUAAAGAUUAUUAUUAUUUU